UGCCAAGUGGUAGGCCUCGCCGGCUCGCCUCCUCGCCCCGCUUUCUCUCAAAUGGCAGUUACAAAUUUCCCUUUUCAAAUUCAAAAACAAAAAAAUCCCUCCUUUCCCCCUCAAAUAAAUUAUAGCUAAUAACAAUUUUUCAAAAAAAGCAAAAAGAUAAAUAAGUAAAGAAAACGGCUGUUUCCCCGUCAGACGAAACCAGUCGUCCAGAAAACAUAAAUUAGGGAUACAGGAAAGAAAAGAAAGAAAAGGAGAAAUCUUUUGUUUCUUUACUUUCUCUCUCACUUUUUCAAAUUCUAUCUCCGAUUUUGAAUCUACUUUGCCUCUUUUCCUUCUCGCCCCAAUUCUCUCUGUUUUGGGUUAUCGAAUCGAGAGACAGAGAGAGAGAGUUGGAUUGGGAUUCGGCUCAGCUCUUCAGGGUUCAAGGAAAAGGGAAAAUGAGAGAGGUGAUUAGCGUUCAUAUUGGACAAGCUGGAAUUCAGGUCGGGAAUUCAUGCUGGGAGCUCUACUGCCUUGAACAUGGCAUUCAGCCUGACGGCACCAUGCCCAGUGACACAUCGAUUGGGAGUGAGCAUGAUUCCUUUAACACAUUCUUCAGUGAGACUGGUUCUGGGAAGCACGUACCGAGAGCUGUCUUUGUCGAUCUUGAGCCCACCGUCAUUGAUGAAGUGAGAACUGGGAGUUAUAGACAACUUUUCCACCCUGAACAACUCAUCUCCGGCAAAGAAGAUGCAGCCAAUAACUUUGCCAGAGGACAUUACACUGUGGGGAGGGAAAUCGUCGAUCUGUGCCUUGAUCGAAUUAGGAAAUUGGCAGAUAACUGUACUGGCUUGCAAGGAUUUUUGGUAUUCAAUGCUGUUGGUGGUGGCACUGGUUCUGGUUUGGGAUCUUUGUUGUUGGAGCGUUUGUCAGUGGAUUAUGGAAAGAAGUCUAAACUUGGCUUCACCAUCUUUCCUUCUCCUCAGGUUUCAACUGCUGUUGUUGAACCUUACAACAGUGUGCUCUCCACUCAUUCUCUCCUGGAACACACAGAUGUAGCUGUGCUUCUAGAUAAUGAAGCUAUCUAUGACAUCUGUAGGAGAUCGUUGGACAUUGAAAGACCGACUUAUAACAACUUGAAUCGCCUGAUAUCCCAGAUCAUCUCUUCCUUGACCACUUCCUUGAGGUUCGACGGUGCCAUUAAUGUGGACAUUACAGAGUUCCAAACCAACCUUGUCCCUUAUCCUCGCAUCCACUUCAUGUUGUCUUCAUAUGCCCCUGUAAUCUCAGCUGCAAAGGCUUUCCAUGAGCAGCUAUCUGUUCCUGAGAUCACUACUGCAGUGUUUGAGCCUUCAAGUAUGAUGGCUAAAUGUGACCCUAGGCAUGGCAAGUACAUGGCGUGUUGUCUUAUGUAUCGUGGGGAUGUUGUGCCAAAGGAUGUUAAUGCUGCAGUUGCCACAAUCAAGACCAAGAGGACUGUGCAAUUUGUUGACUGGUGCCCAACUGGUUUCAAGUGUGGCAUCAAUUAUCAGCCACCAACCGUGGUUCCUGGAGGUGAUCUGGCUAAGGUUCAGCGUGCUGUCUGCAUGAUAAGCAACAACACAGCUGUGGCUGAAGUCUUUGGCAGAAUUGACCACAAGUUUGACCUCAUGUAUGCCAAGAGAGCUUUUGUUCACUGGUAUGUUGGUGAAGGCAUGGAGGAAGGAGAAUUCUCAGAAGCUCGAGAAGAUCUUGCAGCGCUCGAGAAAGACUAUGAGGAGGUUGGCGUAGAAGGUGCUGAUGAUGAAGAAGAAGGUGACGAGUACUGAAAAGAAAAAAAAAAAAAGACUUUUCCUAGAGGGGCAUUACAUAACUAAUGUUUGAUGCCCUUCUGUUUUAUCUCUCAUUUGGUUUCACGAGCUCUGUAUUUUACAUGUUGACAAACGUUGCUACUACUACUAUGCUCUGUCGAUGUCUUUGAUCUUUUGAAGUGUCUGUCUCUGUCAUUCUAUUUUGUUUCCCUGUGCUGCUUAUGCUGGUUUUUUGAAGUAGGGCUCUGUAUAUAUAUCCUUCGUUGAUUUGAAAAAAGACGAUAAAAAAUCACUUCAUACCUGCUCGUCCUAGCACAUCAUGCUUCUCCUUCCUGCAAUAAUUUGAACAAAAACUUCGUGGGAUGACAUACGUUGUUCAUCGUCGGAGUUUCAUUGAGAGAAGAAAACAACGGUUCUUAUUUCUGGAAGUCUCAUUGCAUUAGAUUGCAUUCUAACCUGCGAAGGAGAAACUUACCAUAUUCUUACUUGCUUUGUGUAUUCAUAUUAGAAAUAUACAAUGUGGGUUGUGCUAUUGUCCCUCGAAGAUUCCAUCUGGUUUUUUUUUUGGGGUUUAUGCAUCAUUAUGACUUCUGAAUAAACAAAAUGCUAACUUUGUCUCUUUUCCCUCCACUCAACCCUCCAUCCUCUUAAUAGCACUUUGUUAACAACAUUGCUUCCACAUUUACCUUUCUUAUUUGGAAUGGGCUUGGUCAACCUCAAUUGAUUGGCUGAUGGAUCAGUUGUUGGAGUUAUCAUUAACAACCAUAUAUUCUGCUCCAAAUGCUAACUGCCUAACACUGCAAUUUCUAUCUCAGAAAUCUUCAUUAUUAAGCCUUGGAAUAAAUGGAAAGAGAACCAAUAUGAGAAGGGGGCAAAAAAAUGUCAUCGGUUCAAAUUGCUUAAUUUGGUACUGUUGGUGGUUUCAAGUUUCAACAUGGUUCAUACGCUGGAUGUUCUUACAAUGGUUGAGCUGGGUUUCAAACUCUCGAUGAUAGGGUCAGGAUUUUUGUAGGUUUACAAAUCGAGCUGAUGUUCAUGGAGUGUUUGCGGAUUUUUCGGUCCAUCAUAUUCAUGCAUUUACGAUUCAUGUAACGGUAUUGAUACUCACAAAAGGAGUUCUAUUUGCCCGCAGCUCUCAAAUUCCUUAUAUCUAUCGAACAGUUUCUCUUGUCAAUGGAAUAUCUAUGGGGAUAAGUUUGUAUUGUUAUUUACAUAUGAAGAAAUCAAUGCUCAUGAAACCAGAGAGCCUGACAAUCUCAAACUCUAAUAGAUAAUUCUGAAAGCU
Molecule: messenger RNA, 3054 nt
Organism: Linum trigynum
Lineage: Eukaryota; Viridiplantae; Streptophyta; Magnoliopsida; Malpighiales; Linaceae
Source: the annotation of a GenBank genome assembly